Molecule: messenger RNA, 984 nt
Organism: Trichomonas vaginalis G3
Lineage: Eukaryota; Parabasalia; Trichomonadida; Trichomonadidae
Exons: 1
Coding region: 1-984 (327 amino acids)
Source: RefSeq, a predicted model, not a curated record
AUGACUGAGCAAGCCGAUGAUAAAGGAAACUAUCUUCAAAAGAUAACAGAAUGUUUAACAACUCAAGAAAUGGUCAACAUGUACCUUGGAUUUUCAGAACCAAAGAAUCCACAUCUCAGCGUUUUUUGCUGGUUAGUAUCUUAUGGAAUUCUUCCAUUAAAUUCAGCAGCGGCUGUGAUGGUUAAGGUGACUAGUGUUAAUGAAAAGUAUACUAAGGAAUUAGCCCAAUUGUCAAACUUUAAUUUUUCAAAUACUUUCGAUCGAACGCAAGAAGAGAAUUUUCAAAACUUUUUAAGUUCCAUUAAAAGUAAUUGGCAUACUAUACUAAAUUCAGAUGGUCUUAAUGUCGAAAGUCUCGUUAAAUCAGCACAAACAGUAAUUCCUUUCAUUUGCAAAUGUCGCGGUGUUGAAUAUAGCGAUGGAUUAGUAUCAACAUACGUCAGAAUAUAUGAAGUUUUAUUCCAAGUUUUCAAAAUUUCAGAGUUUACAGUUCAUGUUGAAGCUCUUUCGUAUUUUUUAAUUUUGGAGAUGUACAAAACAAUUCACAACCUAUUCAACUCAUCAGAUGACAACUCAUACGUUUCAAAAAUUACAAAACUCGGUCAAGAACUAGAAAUUUCUACAUUUGAUUCUCCAGAAAAAAUAUCUAAAUUUACUCAUUCAUUGGUAUUUGACUCGAUCUCGAAGCUUAACCUUCAAGAAUUCUUUGAAUUCUGGGAUAGAUUCGUAUUCAGAAAAGGAAUUAUCGAAAUUUACUUGUACGAGCUUAUCAAGACAUUUGUUUCUGAUAACAAAAACGGAAAUUACCUUCAAGACUUUGUUUCUCAAAAUGUAGGUUUAAAUGCACGUCAAUUUAAUGAGAGAAUUGAAGCAUCAUUAUAUAUUCAACUACGGAAAGAUUCUCGUUCUAGUCAGAACUUAGUAUUUGCUUCUAUGGCCAUAGCCGGCCUUUUUAUUUUAUAUCGAAAAUUUAUGUCGAAUUAA